This is a messenger RNA of Plasmodium cynomolgi strain B, 3861 nucleotides long. RefSeq names its product chromosome condensation protein. Gene Ontology annotation, molecular function: protein binding; ATP binding. The record is from RefSeq and is a predicted model, not a curated record. The transcript has 2 exons. Gene Ontology annotation, cellular component: chromosome. Lineage: Eukaryota; Apicomplexa; Aconoidasida; Haemosporida; Plasmodiidae. Gene Ontology annotation, biological process: mitotic chromosome condensation. Bases 1 to 3861 code for a protein of 1286 amino acids.
AUGAGGGACGCCAUCAGCGCCGUGGAGGCGAAGGAGCUCUUGGCCGAAGACGGUGCGGCGGACGCGCAGGCGCUAAGCAUCAUGAACGAGGGGGGGCCAGACCGCUCAGCAGCGCACCGAACGGAAGCAUACCGAACGGAAGCAUACCGAACGGAAGCACACCGAACAGAAGCAGACCGCUCAGCAGCGCAGCACUCCCCCAGCGCGGCGGAGAAGGACGCCAAUGGAGGAUUAAACAGACCCCCGCUGAGCAUAGAGAACAAGAAAAGCUCGAGGAUAAUAAUCGACAGACUCAUAUUGGAAAACUUCAAAAGCUACUCGGGAGUAAAGGUUAUUGGUCCCUUCUACAAAAAGUUCAGUUGUAUUGUGGGUCCGAAUGGGAGUGGGAAGAGCAACAUCAUCGACGCCAUGCUGUUUGUGUUUGGACGUCGGGCGAAGAAGAUCCGGCAGAACAAGCUAUGCGACUUGAUUCACAGCUCCAAGUAUUCCAUGCACAACGAGUAUACGAAGGUGUCGAUUCAGUUCAGGGCCAUCUCGGAGGGGGGGGAGAAGUGGGAGGGGAGAGAGAAGUGGGAAGAGCCGUCUCAGCUGGAGGAGCCAUCUCAGCGGGAGGAACCACUUCAUUCGGAGGAACCACCUCAUUCGGAGGAACCACCUCAGCGGGAGGGGGACCCGAUGCGAGCACCCGCCCGCGCGCUGGCCGAAAGCUUCACCAUCAGCAGGGAAGCCACGGCGGACAACCAAUCGAGGUACCGCAUAAACGACAAGGUAGUGACACAGAAGGAGGUAUUCGAUCUACUACUCCAGAAAGGAAUCGAUUUAAGGAAUAAUCGAUUCCUCAUCCUGCAGGGUGAAGUGGAGCAAAUCUCACAAAUGAGUCCAAAGGGAAACAAAAAUGAAGAAGGUCUCCUUGAGUAUCUAGAAGAUAUCAUAGGAACUAACUGUUACAUAGAAGGAAUAAAUAAAAGUCAAGAAGAGCUAGAAAGGAGUGAAGAGAUCUACCAUGAUAAAGUGAACAGACUCAAGCAUGUAUACAACGAAUUGAAGGAACUAGCUGGACCAAAAAAGGAAGCAAAGUAUUACGUACAGUUGCAAAAAUUUACAUAUAAGUUGCACAUAUUGAUUGUAAAGAAAGAUAAAUAUGAACUAGCCAAAAAAAUUUUAAUAAAAGAAGAAGAGCUAGCCAAAUAUAUAAAAGAAAAAGAAGAACACAAUGUAGUUUAUACAAGGUUACUCAAGGAGAGAAAAAAUAUGAAUGAUAUUUUAAGUUCUCUUGAAAAUGAAGAAAGCGAAAUUGUGAAAAAGAAAAACAAAGUAGAUAACGAAUUUAAACUAUUGACCACUCAGGAUGAAAACGUGAAAAAAGAGUUACUCAUAGUAGUGGAAAAAAUACAGAAUCUCUAUGUUAAGAGAGAACAACUCAGGGAAAAGGAUAUCCCUCUGUACAAAAACAUCAUCGAAACGAAACAACAAAUUUUGAAUAAAUUAAAAAGAGAAGGAAUUCCAAAGCUAGAGAGACAACUGGAGAAGUGUGAAGAAGAAAUGGAAAAAUAUAAUGAAGAAAUAAAAACAGACACGGAUAGAAUUAAUACCAUUUACUCAAAUGAAGAAAAAAAGCUAGCUCCUUUACAAAACAGUUACGAUGACUUAGUGAGAAUAACAUCGGAGUAUAGCAAUAGGUCAAACCUCAUAGAAAAGAAACAGAGAGAAUUUCUAUCCCAUCAAGAGAAUUUGAAGUAUUUACAAACGAAACUGUUGAACGAGAUGAAAGAAAUCGAUGUGCAGUUGAAACACAUGAGUAAGAUGGACGCAGAAAAAAGGAAAUUUCUUCACACGAAAGAGGAACUACUAACUCAGAUAGACAAAGAAACGGAGCAAGCAUCAAACAAACUUGUUGACCUCACGGUGAAAUACGAAACGAUGAAGAAAGAACUCAACACGGAUAGAAGUCUGAGCAAGUUACACGAACUGAUAUACCAUUUGAAGAAGACAAAAAUUAAAGGAAUUCAUGGUGUUCUUGGAGAUUUAGGAUCCAUUGAUCCAAAAUAUGAAAAGGCUUUCCUCAUCGCAGGAAAUAACUGUACCGACUUUAUUGUCGUGGAUAAACCACAUGACGCCGUGCUACUCUUCGAACAAAUGAGGAAGCAAAACCUCGGGAGAGUCAACGUGUUAUCUCUCUCCAUUUUGGAAGCAAAUUUAUUACCAGUCAUGAGGAAACACGAUGAAAAUUAUUCACCUCUCCUUCCCAACGUUCACAGACUUAUCGACUUUAUCCGAUUUAAGGAUGAAAAAUACAAAGUCUGCUUCUACUAUGCUGUUAAGGAAACCCUCGUGGCGAAUACCCUAGAGGAGGCACACGUCAUUGGAUAUGCUCACAAAAGGAGAGUUGUCACUGUCGCAGGGGAGCUAAUAGAAAAUGAUGGCCGCAUAUGUGGUGGAGGUCUCCUGAACAAGCAAGGGAAAAGCACAACUGGUGGAGUUAGAGGAUCCGUUCGAAAGAGUUAUAACUACAGAGGGACAGAAGACCAAGAAAGUCACUCCUCCAGUAGUACCUUCUUCAAAGCGGAUGCCCCCUCUCAGUAUGAUCAAAAUGAUGUCACCAAAACCGAAGGAGAUAUUAAAGAAGCCAACAAAAAUAUGAACGAGCUGAAACUACGGAAGGGAAACCUAAUAAAUGAAAUCAAAGAAAUAAAAACCCAUAUAGAAGACAACGAAUGCAAGAUAGAGAUUGCUAAGAAAAGAAUCGAGAAUUGCAAAAAACAGCUGAAGGAUAUCGAUAGUCAGUUGCAAAACUCAGAUGUACCGGAACUCACUCCGGAGGAGAAAAAAGAACUAAAGUCUAUCAAAGAAAUGAUAGAAGAAAAAAAUGAUGAGAAAAAUAAAGUAGAGAUUCUCCUCAAAGCACAGGAGAGUAAGAGACAACUAAAUAUCACCAGGGAUGAAAUCGCCAAGCACAGCAGUGAGGAAGUGAAUGCUUUGGCGAAUCUGCAGAAGGGAGAGAAGGAUAUCCUUAAAUUUACUGACGAGAUUGAGGAAUAUGAAAAGAACGAGAAGGAACUAGAGAAUGAGCUCAAGGAUCUAGAGAGCAAAGGGUGCCUGGUCUAUGAAGAAAUAGAGAAAAUGGAAAAGGAGCUAGGGAAAGUGCAAACCCAGAUGGAGGAGAACCAAAAGAAGAAGCAACAAAUUGAUGAGAACAUUUCGAAGAAGGAUCUAGAGAAUGUGGAUCUAGUGUACAAGACAGAGAAUUUACAAAAAGAAAUAGAGCAGCUUCGUCUCAGGGGGAUCGCCUACGAAGGUAAGAUUGAUGAGUACACGCGACUCAUCGAGCAGGCCGACCGGGUCGUCGUGGAGAACAGGCCGUGCCGCGCGAGCGGCGGGGGCAGCGCUGAUCAGAGCACCGGCGAGGAGAGCGAGGGGGGGAGCGAUGAGCGAAGCGAUGGGGGGAGCGAUGGGGGAAGCGAUGUGGGAAGCGAUGGGGGAAGCGAUGUGGGAAGCGAUGUGGGAAACGAGCGGGGAAGCAAGGAGGGCCUCGACGAUCACGGCGGUGGAGCGCUGGGGGGCAAGCGAAAGCGCAGCUCGGGGGGCGCGGCGCAGAGCAGCAAGCGGAAGAGGGAGAGGGAGAGCGGCGCUGGGGAGAGCGGCGACCUUGACAGAAGCGACGACCGUGACAGAAGCGGCUACGGUGGGGAGAGCGACGACCGCGACAGGAGCGGCUGCGGUGGGGAGAGCGACGACGGGGGGGCGGAGGCCCCCGCCAGCGAGACGAGGACCAGGAGGAGGAGCUCAAAGCCCUGGAGGACAUGGCGUGCGACAACGAAGACUGGAGCGAUCUCGAAAUCGAGUACGACCACGCGAACGUGA